AUUUACGAGAUCGUCACCCUCGUCAUUUUUCCCGAUUUGAUAGAGUUUGCCAAGUUGAAUCUUGAAUCAUCAUUCAUUAUCAGUAUUUUAUGACAUAAUCGUUGGUUAUAUUGUCUCUGAUAUUUGAGAAGAAAGGCGGGAAUCAUUAAGAUUAGAAUUGGAAAUUGGAGGAUGUGCAAUCUCUUGCUAUAGAUGCCACGACUAUAAGCAUAAUACAUAUAAAUGAAUAUUAUUCAUUACGCUGUUAAUCACAGGUCACACACUAUGGCUGCCAAAAAACUCGUUUACCCUGCGGCGGACCGUAAUAAGGAUCCAAUAUUAUCGGUUUUAAAACGAUAUAUCCAACCUGGCACAAAUCAGACCCUCCUGGAGAUAUCCUCCGGUACGGGACAACACGUGGCACAUUUCGCACCGCAUUUUCCACAAGUUACGUUUUAUCCCUCGGAAUACGACCCAAAACUUCUGGAUAGCAUCGCUGCGUACGCGAAUGGAUACUCUAAUAUAAAAAGCCCUAUUAGAAUUGACAUCACCACUGACUAUCGGCUGUGGGGUAACGGUAUCUUCAAACCGAACAGUUUAGAAUAUAUAUAUAAUGCGAACAUGAUACAUAUUUCGCCGUACCAGUGUACUAUUGGUUUAUUUAACAAUGUGAAUCAAUUGCUGAAGCCAAAUGGAUUACUAAUCACCUACGGACCAUAUGCUUUUGAUGGUCAAAUCACUCCGCAGAGUAAUGUAGAUUUCAACGAGUCCUUGAAAUUGCAGGAUCCAAGUUGGGGUUUGCGAGAUGUAACAGUUUUGAAAAAAUUAGCUGAAGAGAAUAAUAUUAGAUUAAUAGAAAUCGUAGAUAUGCCCGCUAAUAAUAAAACGAUAAUUUGGAAAAAAUGUGCUCAUUCAUAAGUAAUCGAAACUCAUCAGGUUUGUCAUAUAAUUGAACAAAAAAUU
Molecule: messenger RNA, 942 nt
Organism: Trachymyrmex cornetzi
Lineage: Eukaryota; Metazoa; Arthropoda; Insecta; Hymenoptera; Formicidae
Product: UPF0585 protein C16orf13 homolog A
Exons: 3
Coding region: 223-897 (224 amino acids)
Source: RefSeq, a predicted model, not a curated record